This is a messenger RNA of Trichoplusia ni (cabbage looper), 731 nucleotides long. It is a transcript of the gene gdl, whose product is annotated as gonadal protein gdl. Lineage: Eukaryota; Metazoa; Arthropoda; Insecta; Lepidoptera; Noctuidae. The transcript has 4 exons. The record is from RefSeq and is a predicted model, not a curated record. Bases 176 to 700 code for a protein of 174 amino acids.
AUCCCGAUCCCGAUGCAUGAAACGUCAGUGUCUGGGUCAAGGCCAUGUCGUUAUUUUGUAAUUUGUUAUUAAUUUGAUUUUAAUUCGUUAGAGUACCUGCAUUUCUUACAUUUAACUGAAAAAGAAAUACGUUUGGUUCUUAAAAUAUUAUGUACCAGUAUUACCUACAAUCAUCAUGGACUUCAUUGAACCAACUCCAGAGGCAUUGCAAAGAAAAUUAUACUUUUUGUUAGAACAGCUUCAAGAUAUGGCUCGUGAGUUGCCACCGAAGUAUCAAAUGAGAGUGCCUAUAGAACUUCUUUCUGGCCUGGCGAACUGUCUUUUGAAUGAAACUGUAUUUGAAAUAGUAAAAGGGCUAAUGGAAAUUCAACAUGUAACAGAAAAGCAUUUGUUUCAACAAAUACAACAGGUGCAACACAAGCAUACCAUGGAAAUAAGCAACAUGAUAAAUACCACACCAAGCCCUGAAGAACAGGAACUACAGAAAACCUUGCUACUGGCGAGACACAAAGAGGAACUCAAACACACAGAUAUGAAACUAGUUAUGCAGUUAGAUCAAAAAGUAAGUGACCAACAAGUGACAUUAGAAAAAGCUGGAGUACCAGGAUUCUUUGUGACAAAUAAACCGAUAGAAGUUAAAGUUCAAAUGUACCUUUUAGAUUUUAUACUUAGAUUAAGUAAAAUGGAUAUACCACAUUAGGGUCGUUUUCAAUAAACUAUGCAAAACAUAC